Molecule: messenger RNA, 1073 nt
Organism: Raphanus sativus (radish)
Lineage: Eukaryota; Viridiplantae; Streptophyta; Magnoliopsida; Brassicales; Brassicaceae
Exons: 3
Coding region: 422-868 (148 amino acids)
Biological process (GO): regulation of gene expression
Cellular component (GO): peroxisome
Molecular function (GO): RNA nuclease activity
Source: RefSeq, a predicted model, not a curated record
AAAUCGCUUUACUAUCUGGAAGAUUACGACUCAAUUAUAUGUGAGAAUCUUUCUUCUUGUUAUUGAUCUUUACAUUUGUAUUAUAUGAAAUCAAAGUCUAGUUUGAGCGGGUUGCUUCUUCUUACUUGUGGGCUUUUUUACAAAUGGGUCAAUUUCGACCAACCUUCUUAUAAGUUCAAUCACUUUCGCAAAUUUGACCUCUCCCAAUAGUUUAUUUCUUUCUUUCUUUCUUGCAAUCCAAACCACCGCCUCCCUCGCCUGUGGAGGAUGAGUGCUCUGAACCGAACCUUGAGCUCAAUGUCGUUGAAACUCAACAACCCAAUUUUCGCCACGUCAUCUCUGUUCCCAGAUUCGAAACAACCAAGCGAGAUUCGAUUCUCCAACAGAUGGGGAAAAAUGGAUAGAUCAAAAUUGCAGCAGAAUGGAUCGUAUUCAUUGCGGGAUGGCAGGAGGAGGAGGUGAUCAUCAUCAUGUGUUAGAAACGGGAGUAUGGUGGGACCUGAACACGUGUCCGGUUCCGGAUGGUGUAGACCCUCGUUGUGUCCGUUCGUGUAUAGAAUCUGCGUUGGAGAAGCAGAUUGGUCGCCGUUCUGCAGUCAGCAUCUAUGCUUUUGGAAACCUAGAAUACAUCUCUAGUGACCUCUUGGAAAACAUCUCUUCCUCUGGAAUCAUUUUUACUCACGCCCCCUGCGGUGGGCACGACUUAGAUGAUUUUCUGGACGACUGGUCUGGUGAUGAGCUUAAAAAAUCACAUCAUCCUCCGGGUUACAUAAUGAUGAUAUCGGGUGCUUAUGAACUGCUUUAUCCUGAGCGUUUUCGGCAUUAUGGAUUCACUACUUUGUUGCAUAUCCAAAACGUGUUCGCCUAAUUGCUCGUUAGGUAAGCUCGUCUUUGAGUGCAAGUUUGAGUACUCCUCUCCUGAAGUUCUGCAUUAAUGUCCUGCCUCUCGACAUUUCUUUUUUUUUUGUCUUUGUUAGCUUUAGGAGUUUGUGUUAUGUCUAUCUCUUGGUUCCGGGUAGUACAUGUUACCUUGCUGGCUCUUGGCUUAGGAAGAGUAGGCAAUGUUUCUAUUA